CUCCCCUCCUUGCCGCCGCCAGGUGAGGCCUCUCCACGCCAUAGCCGUCGCCAACGCCAUGACCGAGCUCUACUCCGGCGCGAUCAAGCUCGACGCCGUCGUCUUCUUCCUCGGGGAGCGACGCCCGCAUCUCCUUCUUCUUUCUCGACCUCGCAAGCGCCCAUUCGAGCCACGGAUCGACCUCCUCCUUGACGUCUUCUUCCCCUGCUUCCUCUGCUUCAUGGACCCGAAGCCCCGCCAAGUCCACCGCCGCCGUUCAGCGCACUUCCCCGCCGUCUCCACUGCGUUCCGGUUGAACUACGACGUCGCCGAAACCCGUGGUAAUGCAAUGAUCAUGACGUGAGAGCGAUGUUUACAUGUUUUGGAGUUCUUCUUCUUCGUCAAUCUUGGGAUAGGUUCCUGGUCGGCAGCCUGGACUAGCAGGGUGGAUGUCGUUUGAGUUUUUGUUUUUGUUUCAUCCGUAGUCGGAUGUUGUUCUCAUGUAUGAUGUUUGAUGUAUUCAUGUGACAUUUGUGUGCCUUUGUAUGUAUCCCCAACUAUUAUGUAAUGAUACGAUGUAAUGA
Aegilops tauschii subsp. strangulata is the source of this 563-nucleotide messenger RNA. The record is from RefSeq and is a predicted model, not a curated record. NCBI's taxonomy places the organism in Eukaryota, Viridiplantae, Streptophyta, Magnoliopsida, Poales, Poaceae.